Molecule: messenger RNA, 686 nt
Organism: Rhipicephalus sanguineus (brown dog tick)
Lineage: Eukaryota; Metazoa; Arthropoda; Arachnida; Ixodida; Ixodidae
Product: testis-specific serine/threonine-protein kinase 1-like
Exons: 3
Coding region: 1-609 (202 amino acids)
Biological process (GO): protein phosphorylation; intracellular signal transduction; microtubule cytoskeleton organization
Cellular component (GO): cytoplasm
Molecular function (GO): protein serine/threonine kinase activity; ATP binding; tau-protein kinase activity
Source: RefSeq, a predicted model, not a curated record
AUGCCGUACGCGUGCAAGAUUGUGUCCAAGGAACUGACAUCGGCUGUCUACCGCGCCAAGUUCCUGCCCCGUGAGCUGAAAAUUGUCGCUACCCUUCGACAUCCGCACAUUACCUGCGUCAACGAAAUCAUUGAUCUGCCGUCAAAAGUAUUCAUCAUCAUGGAGUUGGCCACCGGCGGGGAUCUUCUAGAGAAAAUUUUGAAAGUGAAGCGGUUCAAAGAGAAGAGGGCGUCCCGAUACUUUAUGGAGAUGGCCAGCGCCUUGGCCUACCUACACUACAAGGACAUUGCCCAUAGGGACCUCAAGUGCGAGAACAUCCUACUCACUUCAACAAACCGAGUAAAGUUGGCCGACUUCAGCUUCGCACGUUACUGCACGGGAGAAAGUGGCAACCCGAAGGAGCUGAGCGCCACAUUCUGCGGUAGUGAAGCAUACGCGCCUCCCGAAGUGCUGCAGGGUGUUCGGUACCGGCCAAAGAAGGCAGACGUGUGGUCACUAGGCGUCAUACUUUUUGUCAUGGUCACCGGGCUCCUUCCGUACGAGUCAGAGUGCGUGCCCCACCAAGUUCGUCUGCAGAUGACGCGCACUCUUCGCUUUCCGCAGGUAUAACCAAUAGAGUUUGCUAAGUAUCGUGUGCUGAACGCAUGUACUCAAGAGAGAAUGACCAGUAAAGAAAGCAUAACUUG